Messenger RNA from Arachis ipaensis, 1522 nucleotides. Lineage: Eukaryota; Viridiplantae; Streptophyta; Magnoliopsida; Fabales; Fabaceae. The record is from RefSeq and is a predicted model, not a curated record.
CAGCGGUAGCUGCCAUGGCCUCCGCCUUCAGGGACCGCACCUCCGAGUUCCGGUCGGUGACGGAGACUCUCAAGAAGAAGAUCGGAGCCCCCACUCCGCCACCGUUGCCUAACCAACCGGAAAAUGCUCCCUCCUCCACCGACUCUCCGGUUCCAAAUUCCAGAUCCGAAUUCAACCGAAAGGCCUCUCGGAUCGGUUUGGGAAUCCACGAUACUUCACAGAAGAUCGCAAGGCUCGCCCAACUGGCGAAGAAAUCGUCGAUUUUCAAUGAUCCGAUUGUUGAGAUACAGGAACUGACGGCUGUGAUUAAGAACGAGAUCACGGCGCUGAACGCGGCUCUUUCGGAUUUACAGACGAUUCAGAACAUGGAGAUUGCUGAUGGGAUGUACUCGGAGGAUAGGGUUGUUCACUCCAAUGCCGUUUGUGAUGACUUGAAGAGCAGGCUCAUGGGCGCCACAAAGAAACUCCAAGAUGUCUUGACCACUAGAACAGAGAAUAUCAAGGCUCAUGAGAAUAGGAAGCAGAUAUUUUCCAAGAAUACAUCCAGAGAGAACCCUUUUCAGCAUCACCCAAAGCCAUCCCAUGUACCACCCCCAUGGUCGAAUUCAUUAAAUCCAUCUGAAGACUUGCAACAACAGUCAGCACUAACUUCAAAUGGAGUACCAGUUGGCAAUCAACUAAGACGAAGGUUAGCUGUGGACAAUGCUCCAACCCCCCAAAUGGAAAUGUCUAUGGUACAGCAGGUUGUUCCUCACCAAGAUAAUUAUGCUCAAAGUCGGGCAACUGCACUGCACAGUGUUGAAUCUACUAUCACAGAACUUAGUGGGAUCUUCACACAUUUGGCUACAAUGGUUGCCCAGCAAGGGGAACUAGCCAUCAGGAUUAAAUCUAUAUAACUGGCAUGGGCAGGAUCGAUGACAACAUGGAGGAAACAUUGGCAAAUGUUGAUGGAGCUCACAGUUCUUUAUUGAGGCAUCUUAACAGAAUAUCAUCAAAUAGGUGGCUUCUAAUUAAGAUAUUUGCUAUUUUGAUAUUUUUCCUAAUGAUCUUCAUAUUCUUUGUGGCCUAAUAUGCUUUCAUGUUCCAACAACGGGAGCUACUUCAUGGCCUACUUGGAUUUUGUUUGUCCCUCUACCGAGACAAAUGUGAGAGCUAAACGAAAAGUCAUACAUGUGAAGAUUGCCCUCUAUUUGCAUGUAGACAGGGCUCCACUGAACUGUAAAUUUCUGGAUUCCCAUAUAUAGUGUUUAGUAAACUAUAGGUGGCCCAUAUUAAGCAAGUUAGGUUCGAAUUAAACGAUUGUUUAGCAAACUGAUACAUAAUCUCAAGGUUGUUGAAGAAGGUGAGGGAGAUCUGUUGUGCAUAUAUUGCUGCAUACCUGUAUGUUACCGAAUUGGUGUUAACAUACUAGAAAUCAUGUGUUUCAAUUACUUCAAUAAUGUAAGAAGCUUUAGGGUAUUGUAAUAUCAUUGAUUUAUAUUUCUUUGAAUCUAAGGCGUCAAACAGAAUUAUUCUUCAUUAA